Messenger RNA from Labrus mixtus (cuckoo wrasse), 1630 nucleotides. It is a transcript of the gene ptcd2, whose product is annotated as pentatricopeptide repeat domain 2. The record is from RefSeq and is a predicted model, not a curated record. Bases 128 to 1291 code for a protein of 387 amino acids. Gene Ontology annotation, biological process: regulation of mRNA processing; multicellular organism development; mitochondrion organization. NCBI's taxonomy places the organism in Eukaryota, Metazoa, Chordata, Actinopteri, Labriformes, Labridae. The transcript has 10 exons. Gene Ontology annotation, molecular function: protein binding; RNA binding. Gene Ontology annotation, cellular component: mitochondrion.
UCGAAUUGAAUACAUAUUAAUUAAUUCCACUUUAAACUAAGGUUCAAUAUAUUUUCGAUAGCUAUUAGCGUUUUGAACUCUAUCCCAACGACAUCGAUGACGUAGCCUCCCCUUUGUUUUCGUGUGCAUGGUACAGUCAGUGGACACUAUGGCGCUGGCGAGAAUAUCUACAUGUUGUCGGUCGUUAGUACGUGAACCCUCAAAAGGACUGUUUUGUGGUGUUUUACAGACUGGCUUGAUUGGAGGCUGCAUAGUAGCUAAGAGGCAUCUCUUGUCAGAAGAUAUUAUCAAACUACAAGACUUCCAGCAAAGAAAGCUGGCAGUGGCACACCUUGCCAAUAAAUCAAAAGGAAAUUAUUUUGAGCUAUUUCACCAGAAGCUGCAAAGGAAUGAGAUGAUAUUAAGAGACGAGCUGAAGCUUCUUCUUCACUUGUGCCAGUCUGCAGAUGACCUGGUGAUAGCCAAAGAUGCUAUACACAGGUAUCAUUCAGAGAACCAGAACCUGCUUCCUGAAGAUUUUAAGUUUGGGCCUCUCUUCAUGAGACAGUGCUAUGAGCUGGGUAUGGAGGACUUGGCUGCUGCUACACUAACAGACAAGAACCUGAGAGGCUUUUUCAGGGACGCGACCUCCUUUAACAUCGCCAUAGAUAUGUUGUUCACAAAAGGCUCUUAUGAAGAUGCCCUGGAGGUACUAAGAAGCAUGAAAAGCCAAGGUGUAAUAUUCAGCAAGGACACAACGAUACUGGCUUGUGGAACCCUCUACAAACUGAACACACCAGAGUCUUAUAGGAUCUGCAGCGCUUUGUUAGAGGAGGGGCAGACCAAGGGGAACACCCUCCCCAGACAUGCUUACUGCUUCGCUGUAGCAUUAGCAUUAAGACAGAAUGACAUUAAAAAGGCACAGUCACUGUACUCUCGGAUAAUGAACACCGACAGCAGGUUAUCCCAGAAUUUAAAGGUUGUACUACGGAUAAUGUCAGGAGCACUGAUAGAUGCUGUCUCCAUCCUGUCUGCGGCCAUGUUGUCUAGAAGUCCGUCUUUUGUGAAGAAGCCUGAAUUUUCUCAGGAGGUGAUAGAUAUGAUGCGCAGUCAGAGUGAGGACGGACCACUAAUGAUGAAAGUGGAGCAGAUAGUGACUCGGCUGGAGCGAGCCAAUCAGGUGACCCAGCAGACCCUGGAUGACAUGCUCUGCCACACACCGUCAGGGAAGAGGAAACCGUCACCGAUAACGGUGGAGAGAAGAACAAGCAGAAGUCUGAAGCCUCUAAAUUCAACUCUGAUGUUAGAGUGACAGGAGCUGUGUGCCAUCCAAAAGCCUGCUUUAUAGUAAAAAACCUGGAACAAAUGGUUAAAAAAAACAACAGACUGGCUGGAAUUGACUUUGAUAAAUUCCUUAUCUACCUCUUCAAAGCACUUACAGACUUCCCUCUAUACAUUUGACAUUUGUCCUGUCUCUAUCCGGAAUUUAAAACACCAGUCAUGUUUGUACUUCAAUAGAAAGGCUGCUGUGAGAAAAUCACAGCUGUAACAUCAUAUAAACCAGUAUGGAUUUUCUUGCAAUAAGUGCUUUGAGAAGAUUAUGUUGUAUAUAGAAGUGUGAAUGGGUGAUUAAAGAUAAAUGGAAUAUUUA